GAGAAAAGAGACAGCAGUGGAAUCGUGCUAAAGUAAUUAAAUCUUUGGGAGAUACUUAUCAUCUCCAUAGUGUUGACUAUUAUGACAGUGUCGUGAAUGUUCGCUUCAGUUUCUGCAACUACAUACGGAAUUAUCAAAGAAUAACACUGGAAUUAAAAAUGGAAACCAAAAUCUUUCGAACUCUGUAUCAUUACACAACGCCAAAGUUUGCAGAUCUAAUCAACAAAUCAAAAUGUGUGAAAAUGUCCACGCGUAAAAUACAUGCUCGGCAUGGAAAGGGAUCAUAUUGGACUUCCAUGAAUCCAGCACGAUAUGACAAACUAACCAUUGCUCAAAAUAACUAUGAUUCGACCAAGCCCAUGCAAAGUAGAUUAAAAAAUAUGGGCAAAGUAGAUUGUUUUGUUGAAGUAAAGAUUCCCAUUGACGAUCCAUCUCUGGAGAAGAUAAAGAUCGAUAAUCAAGAUAUUUAUGUUUUCAAAAAAGAAAUGGUUUUGAACGACUAUAGUUACAAAAUUGACAAAUUUGAAAACUUCAAGUUUACUGAUAAUGUCGAUGAUCUUGGUGAUUAUUUUGAUGACUUAGACUUGGUGUCUAGUAGUGAAGACGAUGAAUAGUGUUUUUAAAAAAAACACAAAUUUGUUUAAUUAAACAACAACUUGUACGUAUUUCAUUAUGGAAUGGAAUUUUUAAUAAUCUGGAAAUAACUUUAGUGUCGUA
This is a messenger RNA of Hydractinia symbiolongicarpus, 717 nucleotides long. RefSeq lists its product as uncharacterized. Bases 159 to 614 code for a protein of 151 amino acids. The record is from RefSeq and is a predicted model, not a curated record. Lineage: Eukaryota; Metazoa; Cnidaria; Hydrozoa; Anthoathecata; Hydractiniidae. The transcript has 3 exons.